Molecule: messenger RNA, 636 nt
Organism: Thecamonas trahens ATCC 50062
Lineage: Eukaryota; Apusomonadida; Apusomonadidae
Product: 50S ribosomal protein L17
Exons: 2
Coding region: 19-498 (159 amino acids)
Biological process (GO): translation
Cellular component (GO): ribosome; large ribosomal subunit
Molecular function (GO): structural constituent of ribosome
Source: RefSeq, a predicted model, not a curated record
GACUCUGCCCGAGGCACCAUGGCUACGGCACGCAAGUUUGGACGGCUCAUUGGACCUCGUCAGGCCAUGAUCCGCAACCUCAUCACAGACCUUGUUCUCAACGACCGUAUCAAGACAACUGCCGCCAAGGCACAUACGCUGAAGCGGUAUGCCGACAAGAUGGUGUCUCUGGCAAAGAAGGAUACUGUUGUGGCGCGUAAGCAGGCGCUCCGUGUCCUGCAGUCGCGUGAGGCCAUGCACAAGCUGUUUGGUAUCACCGCCCCGAGGCUCCGUGACCGACAGGGUGGCUACACGAGGGUGGUCAAGGCAGAGCGCCGGUUGAAGGAUGCUGCGCCCAUGGUCUUUAUCGAGCUCAUGGACAUGCCUGGUCCCUUUAUCCCGUAUCCUACCUCGGGCGUCAAGGCUCGCCGUCGCGCAGAGUCCAAGGCCGAGGCUGCUCGCAUCCGCCGUCGUCUCCAGGAGGACGCUGCUGCUGCUGCUGGCGCCUCUUCUCCCUAGUCAACCCACCGAUGGAUGACCUGCUUGCCAGCGUCUGCAUCGUUGUCAUCGUCGUCGUCAUUGUUGGGAAGGGAAACGUGGAGGAAAUACAUCUCUGUGGGAUCGCCCCGUGAAGCAGCUGAUCUGGGCAGAAUGGGG